AUUUAAAACUGAGAGCUCAUUUAUUUAUUUUUUUUUUGUAAAGCGUAUACUAAAUUCCUUUUCAACAUUCAUUGCAUUAUCUUUCCCAAUUGAAUAUACAUGUUACAUUUUAAAUAUACUACACAUCUAUAAAAUAUUUAUUUCUCGAUUGGGUAUAAUAUCAUCUACUUCUAAACCUUUUAAAAAGGGAUUCUAUGACCAAUACUGUAUGCGGAGACAGAUAAAUCAGUUUGGUUGUCAUCGUUAUUUUGACACAUGUUCGUGGUUCCCCAUUUAUUAUUCAUUAUUUUCGCUGCUCUAUAAAGUUCUCGCUCCGUUGCCUCCAUUCAGAGAUCCACUGAAAUGCUCGAAACUCGAACAAAACAUUGCACCAUAUCUGCUGAACAAUUCAGUCGGUGGUUCGCGUGCUCUUAUCAUGAAGUGUUUACUCGGCGAUUUGUUAAACAAAAGGUGGAAAUCUCCUGGCUGCUGAUAAUGAUAAAGGCCACUUGGACAGUCUUGGCCAGCGAGAUAUACCCUUAUGUAAGAGUAUUUCCACGGCGGCUCAGCGGAUUUCCCCGUUCAGUAAGGUGGAGAAAUGGGCGCGUGGAAACGUUUCUAAAAAUAUACAUUUUUAUUGCACAUAACCCAUUUCACAUUUUGUUGAUCGUAAAAGUCAUUUUGUAUUGCCAUGAGCUAUAUUAUAUUUGAAUUUAAAUUUCAACUUGAUUGCCGCCCAAAUGAGUCACUAUUUAUCAGCCAAAAGACUUUUGUUUACUGAAGGGCAUUCGGGUUUCGUUGCGAUAAGGUUUCUAGCACUUCCGUUGACUGUUUUGUGAUUUUAAAGCAAUCUCUUGACAUUAUUUCAACAAUGAUUGGCAGAAAAUGUGUGCCAAAAAGUGCAUGUCUUUCACACAAAAACACCCAUGAGAACCUUUGACCGGAGAGUAAAUAUAAACCGGUGACAUAUCAGUGGAAAAAUAUAAACUUUUAACCAAUUUAUUAUCGAACGAGCGGAGAAAACACGUUCAACCUGCUUUCAGUCGCUCAAUUUGUUAUUUACAGCUGCAAAGUGAAGUAAAGCUUUAUUAAUUUGUAUGCAAACAAAUUUAUUUGCUUGUUGAAAUUUAUAAAAUUUAUUUUCCAUUCAUUCCGCUUGGGAUUUUGUGGCUUUUGCCUGGGCAAACAAUUUGAAUGGCGAAAGGUAAUUUUUCCACAAUUGAUCUUCGUAUUUGCAUUUGGCUAAUUAUGAGCCAAUGGUUUUUAAAUUAUUUGAUACAAGGGUGCUUUCGCUGUUUGCAGGGCAUUAUUGUCUAUAUCUAUUCUGGUUGGCGGCUCAAUUGGAACGGCAUGACUUCGUUUAGCGAUAAAUGUUGUCGUCUGUGCCCCUUUGUCCAAUUCAAUUUGCCGCAAUUACUUUGCAUACAAGGCUCGAGAAAAAGAGUGAGAAUUACCAGCGUUUUUUUUUUUCUGCUUGCUGUGCGUUCAGCAGACUUUGUCCCCGUUGUCUGUAUUUUAUUCAAAUCGAAUCACAAAUUUCCCCCCAAUAGUUUAGCAGGGUAAACAAAUACGAUACAGAACAACAUAUUAUAUAUAUAGACGAACAUAUAGCGGGCAAUCGGUCACGCCGUAUAUACACGUAAAAAUGCGAUUUUAUUGUGGGUGAUUUUAUAUGGCGCCUUCGCUUUAUGGCACUUGAUUUAUUUCAUUAGGUUUAUUGGUCAUUCAGGCGCAACAUGAUUAAGAUAUUCAAAGUCGGGUUUGACUAUUCCGCUGCACUGAUGACGAAAUCGGCGAUAGGUAAUCGCUUGAUGAUAUAACCUGAAAGUGAGCUAAUUGUCAGUAAAACGGGCCAGUUUAUUGCCAAGUUUCCUCUCAAGGCGGAACUGCUUUAGAAAAUAAUAAAGUAGCAUUUUAUAUUCACAAACACAAAAUAUAGAGACAUCUGUAUUUGCUAUUCAAGCAAAAAAAACAUGUUUGCAAUCCUUAGAUUUUGACAGAUGAUAAGAAAUCAGAUUUUAUGAACUCAAGUAUAAUAAACUUGAUAUAAUAUAUGAUUUCUAAAUAAAGAUAGUUAUGUUUUUUAUGCAAAUUCAUUUUUUUUUAGCAAGAACAACCUCCAGUUGAGCAUUUGUGUUUGCCAAAAAAAUCUUUUUAAAAUGGUUAGCACCAUUUGGAGUCCAGAGUUUAACCCAUAAAUACUAGGAAAGCUUCUAGUAGUUAGUUCUCAUGUUUAUCAGAGUCGCACUAGACGAAUCGUAGCCCAACUUGGCACAUUUUGCAUUGGACGUCGACGAUCGGUAAACAGUCCCAUAACAGCUGAUACAAGUAGCACCAUAAACUAUGGUUAUAUCAUGGCGAUCCGCUCCGAAAGUCGUUUCGAGUCGGGGGAAUCGCGAGAACGUGCUUAUCGCUCGGGUAUUAUGCCAAAUGGUCGAAAUAAUCGCCGAGAAGAGCGUGCGAACAAGAGCAAAAUAAUGCCAGCGGCUAAUAUUCAUUGAGAGGAAUCAUAAAAUUUUAUUAGCCCAAAAUCGAACCGGGUUGUGGAGCGGCUCGAAAAAAAAAAAAAAAAAAAGAAAUAAUCAAAUGCAAGCAAAACAAACAAACAAACAGUCGAAGACCUGUUUUAAAUCGGAUAGUAGGGUUGUUUUUGAAGGUUGUAUUCUGGUUUCGUCUUAAAAUGCCCAUUCAAGUUAGUUAAAAGCUCAGUCUUCUUCUGCCAAGAUGCUGAUGCUAAACUAUUUAAACUAUAUUUCGAUCGCGGUGAUUGGCUUAGCCGUCUGCGCUGCACAAGAGCUCGAGGAAAUCGCAGUGAAAAAUCUGGACUGCCGGGAAAACAUCUGCAUGAAUUUGGAUUACCCACUUGGUUCGGAAGUUGCCUACUUCUCGGAAAAGGCUACUAAAGAUCUGAGGAACCAUGAAUCACUUAUUCUGCACAGCUCCCAUUUGACAAACUUGCCGAGAAAUAUUUUCCGAAGCCUGCCUCAACUCGUGGAACUCGAUGUCUUGGAGUGUGAACUUCAACAAAUUGAAAGAGUUUGUUUUGAGGGAGCUGUGAACUUGAAAAGACUUAAUCUGGGUGGAAAUUUCCUAAGAGUUUUGGACGACAACACCUUUGAAUUGGCCUCACAAUUGGAGGAACUGAGUUUGUCCGACAAUCAACUAGAGGAACUUCCCGCUAGGAUAUUUUCACCUCUCAAAAAGCUGCUAAAGAUCAACCUUUCCAACAAUCAGUUGAAAACUUUUUCCCAGAACAUCUUUUCACAAUUGGGUUCCCUAAAAUCCAUAAAUUUGGAUAGCAAUCAGCUAAGAGAACUUCCAGCGGAACUUUUCAGGGAUCAACGAAAACAUUUGGCCAAAUUCUCAGCAAGCCACAAUCAACUGGAAAGGAUUCCUUUAAAUAUAUUUCAAGAAGUAGAGCAUCUCGUUCUCUCAUUCAAUCCUGAACUAAGGAGUCUGCAUUUAAGCUCUAAAAUUGUUUUGCUGCAAGCUACUAAUUGUGGUCUUGAAUCAGUUAAAUUGGAUGGUCGAGUAAUCGGUGUUCAACUGGAGGAUAAUCUUUAUCUAAACGAGUUGAAAGUAUCCAACCCUCAGGACUUAGAGCAACUUUAUCUGGCCAACACAAAUUUGUCCAGACUUGACUUUCUGUCCAAGGCCAGUAAAUUAGUUGACCUGGAUUUAACAGGCAUUGAGAAUCUUUACGACUUACCUAAAGUCUCCUCAGCCAAGGGAUUGGAACGAUUCAGCUUCACUUACGACAAUAUCACCGCUGAUCACAUGGAAAUGCUGCCAGAACUUAAAGAUCUUAACUACUUGGAAAUAUCUCACGAUAAGGGAAAGGAGAUCUUUAUAAAGGAUCUGGAUAAAGACUUCUUCGUCGACCAAGCGGAACUCAAUUGUGAGCAAUUGGCUGAUCUGCUGGAGUUUGUUGAACUUCCCAAGGACACAACUAUAUUGGAGGACCAAUUAGUUGGCGAUUCUCGAGGGCCACUUAAAUGUGCAGCAUAAUA
Drosophila ficusphila is the source of this 3989-nucleotide messenger RNA. Its product is annotated as leucine-rich repeat-containing protein 15. Gene Ontology annotation, molecular function: protein binding. Bases 2704 to 3987 code for a protein of 427 amino acids. Lineage: Eukaryota; Metazoa; Arthropoda; Insecta; Diptera; Drosophilidae. The transcript has a single exon. The record is from RefSeq and is a predicted model, not a curated record.